GUCCUCAUUCCAUCAAAUCCUAUCAGAAUGGUAUUGUGCGUUUCGGUUUUUGAUUGGCUAAACCACAUUGUGACAUGGUACUAUGAUGUCGACGUCCUUGUUUUACGUACGGGCUGUCUCUUCUCCACAUUAAUGGCCAUUGUAGCUAGAAGCUAACCUUUUCUUCUUCUUUUUUAAGCUACCUUUGGUUACCAAAUCAAGAAUACUAUGAUACUAUGAUGUUUGUUUAAUUUACUGAACCACAGUGAGCCAUUAUACAACUACUUUUCCCUUUUAUACGCAGAGACAGAAAAAGAACAGCCUAGAGAAACUAGGAACUGAUCUGAGGUUUUUUGAGGAUAUAUAUCGAUCAAUCUGAGGGUUUCUGUUUCUGGGUUUCUGAGGUUGUUUCUGAUCCUCUUUUUCUCCUCGGCUAUCUGCUAGAUUUGCAUUGAUCGAUCAAGUGAGAUGGUGAGAGGGAAGACGCAGAUGCGGCGAAUAGAAAACGCGACAAGCAGACAGGUGACUUUCUCGAAGAGGAGAAAUGGGCUGUUGAAGAAGGCGUUUGAGCUGUCUGUGCUUUGUGAUGUUGAGAUUGCUCUCAUCAUCUUCUCUCCCAGAGGAAAACUCCAUGAAUUUGCAAGCUCCAGUUCGCAGGAGAUUAUAGAAAAAUACCGUAAACACGUGAUGAAUGCUCGAGCCGAAAACCCUUCACCAAUGGAAGGGCAACAUAUAGAGCAAUUGCAGCAAGAAAUCGAAGUAAUGAAGCACAAAAUAGACUGUCUUGAAGCAUCCAAACGGAGACUCCUAGGGCUAGGCUUGGGCUCAUCCACCUUUGAAGAGGUAGAACUGAUAGAGCAGCACGUGCAGAGGAGUGUGAACAUCAUCCGAGCAAGAAAGAUGAAGAUCUUCAAAGACAGCAUUGAGCAAUUAGAAGAAAAGGGAAAAGUUCUAACUGCUGAAAAUGCAAUGCUUUGGGAGAAGUAUAAUGGACUUGAACCACAUAAAGUAUCAAAGGAAGAGGAUGAUGAGAGUCAUGAUUCCACUCUCUAUGUCAACGGUGGUGAUGAAAAAUCAGAUGUUGAGACUGAAUUAUUUAUUGGAUUACCACUGGAAGGUAAAGUACGUAAAGGUUUCGAUUCUAAACCUAAAUGAAAAAAUGAAUUGGAUGGCCAUACUCAUUGUAUUUUAAUUUAAACGAUUUAUUAUAUUAUUCAAACUGUAAUAUUAUAUACGUAGUACAAUAUUGUAUUCAUGCAUUAUAUUCUACUGCAAGGCAGCCGCCCUUUGCAAGGUGCAUUUAUCUAUUUCAAUUAACAAUGAUUUUUAUAA
This is a messenger RNA of Ipomoea triloba (trilobed morning glory), 1311 nucleotides long. Its product is annotated as MADS-box protein SOC1-like. The record is from RefSeq and is a predicted model, not a curated record. Gene Ontology annotation, cellular component: nucleus. Gene Ontology annotation, molecular function: RNA polymerase II cis-regulatory region sequence-specific DNA binding; protein dimerization activity; DNA-binding transcription factor activity, RNA polymerase II-specific. The transcript has 8 exons. Gene Ontology annotation, biological process: positive regulation of transcription by RNA polymerase II. Bases 448 to 1134 code for a protein of 228 amino acids. NCBI's taxonomy places the organism in Eukaryota, Viridiplantae, Streptophyta, Magnoliopsida, Solanales, Convolvulaceae.